UGGAUCCGCUUCUCUUGCUGGCGUUUGGUGCUCAGAGCCAAACCGACUUUGGUCAGAAACAAAAUAAUGGCUCGACCUCCACCAAAACCGUGGGAAAGGCGAAUCCCAGGAACAUUUACUGCACCGUUAAACUAUCGCUCUACUGACUUUGGAUCAGCAGCACAGAGUGGGCCAUCCGUGCCUGGUCCUCCGGUUCUAACACGCGUGACACCACCCAUCCCUCCAAGACCCGUCCAACAGGCAUAUCGUCCUGCCUACAGCAAUUUUCCCUCCUCAUACAGUCCUUAUGGGAGCUCCAUCUAUGGGGGCUACAGUCCUUACAGCUACAGUGGUUAUGGAGUCGGAGGCGGCCUUGGUUUUAACCGUUACCAAACAGACGAUGUCCCACCCAGCCGGUUUGUCCAGCAGGCAGAGGAGAGCAGCAGGGGAGCCUUUCAAUCCAUUGAGAGCAUUGUUCACGCCUUCUCAUCAGUCAGCAUGAUGAUGGACGCUACUUUCUCUGCUGUCUAUAACAGCUUCCGUGCCGUACUAGAUGUGGCCAAUCACUUCUCUCGUCUGCGCAUCCAUUUCACAAAAGUUCUGUCUGCAUUUGCCCUGGUUAGGACCCUUGGAUACCUAUAUCGCAGACUACAGAGGCUGCUGGGAUUGCGUCAGGAUUCGGUAGCUGAUGACCUGUGGGCUGACAGCGAGGCUGUCUCCGUGUUGUCGGCUUCAGGAACCAGGGGUGCAGGGAUAGAGGACCCCAGAGUGAAUUCUGUCAAAUCGUGGCCCAUUUUCUUGUUUUUUGCUGUAGUUCUUGGAGGGCCGUAUUUGAUCUGGAGGCUUUUGAGAUCUACUGAGGGUCCUGAGGACAAUGCCACUAACUGGGCGAGUGGGGAAGAUGAUCAUGUGGUUGCACGAGCCGAGUAUGACUUCACAGCCACUUCUGAGGAGGAGAUUUCACUACAGGCUGGAGACAUGCUUAAUCUGGCCCCUAAAGAACUACAGCCCAGGGUCCGUGGCUGGCUUUUAGCCAGCAUAGACGGUGAGACCACUGGUCUUGUUCCUGCCAACUAUGUCAAAGUGUUGGGCCGGAGAAGAGGUAGAAAGCAUGCAGAAUUAGAGAGGCUGGCACAGGUCCAGCAAGAUGCUCAGAACUUUCAAGAACCCCAAAUUGGCCUGGCGACAGACUCUUCUCUAGCUGCCAGCUCCAGGAUGCCUGUCUCAAGCACUUCAGGCCAUGAUGAUCUACUGGAGUCUAUGUAUGGGGAAACACUCAGCCCUCACACUGUCCUGGAGGUGCAACCUUCCAAAAACAACAUCAGUAAUACUGUAGUGAUAACAUCGGAAAAGAUAGACUUAUGAACCUGUAUAUGUGGGAAGGCAUGUGUGCAUAUAUGUGUUGGCUUGAGCUCAGUAGGAGAAAAACUCCCUCGAUAAAACUUGGUCUGGUAACUGAAAGAAGAGGAGCUAAUCAAAAGUGAAGGACUUGAAGGGGUAGGUGAAGAUUAAGCUCCCUAAUCAGUGGAAUAUAUCAUUUGAGCAGCAUAGCUGAGCAGCGAAUAAAGCAAUUUCAGUAAACUGCUAGGCUUACAGCCUUUAUUUGUGAGUAAUAUUUUUAGUUUCUUCUUCCAACAAAAUAUGUAUAUCAGCAUUAUAGAUUGUCAGUUUAUGUUAAUAUCGACCUAUUCAUUAAUAAUGAAUCAUUUUGAAUAAUAACUUGGGAAAAUGGAUUUAGUUAAUUUGAAUAUUUUCACAUCAAACUUAAAGGUAAAAGGCUACAUAUAUGUUGUCCUUCAUGUAUGAGCAGUUGAUAAGGUUAAAUUGGAAAAUCUCAGUAAACAUGCAGCCUCAUCAAUUUCAAUUUGUAUGGCAACAUUUAUUACAAAUACCAUUAAAGGAAAACAUUUCACUAUAAAAGAAUACUCCCCCCUGUCCUAAUGUAAUAGUUUUAGGUUGUUUUCAUUUUCCUCUAAUGUUGUGAAUAUUUAAUGUGUUCAUUAUAUGUUCUGUCAUGGUUUGGUUUGUGUAUUUUGUUCUGUGUUAAAGCUUGUUUGAUCUCCCUUACAAUUAAGACAAUGUGCAAUUAUGAAAAUAUAAUCAAUUCUAUUGUCAGUAAAAUUUUUGUAACUGUGUUGUCAUGGUUUUCUCUAUUGCAUUAACUAUAUUAAUUAUACAGACCAAUAAUAAAUACUCUGAUGUCAAGAAAAGUCAGUUUAAUGAGUUAAAUCUAUACCAUGACUACACAUUCUGAGGUCAAUACAAGUUAAGCUCAAUUGGCAGCAUUUGUGGCAUAAUGUUGAUUACUACAAAAGUUCAUUUCAAAUUGUACUUUUCAAAAAAAGCAAAAAUCUGGAUUACAGUGAGGCUCUUACAAUGGAAGCGAAUGGGGCCAUGCUGUGUAAACAUUAAAAUACUGUUUCAAAUGUAUAGCCACAAGAUGUCAACUAUAUGUGUGUUAAUGUGAUUUUAGUGUGAUAAAAUCGCUUACAAACCUUUUUUGUGUAGUUAUCCAAUUUUACAACUGUGUUGCAAUAAUGAUGUAACACUGUAAACCCUAAAACAAUGAUUUAAACAACUUUUACAGCUCAUAAAACACAAGUUUUAACAGAAGAUUUGAUGUUAGUGCUUUUUAUAAAAUUAUAAGCUUCAUAUUUUUGUUUAAACCCUCCAAAAUUGGCCCCAUUCAUUCCAUAUAAGUGCCUCAAUGUUACCCAUAUUGUUGCUUUUUUUAAAGGAGGGAUGAAGAUGAUUUUUUGUGGUAAUCAGUAUUAUGCCACAAAUAAGGUUUAUUGAGCUUAACUUGUAUUGAACCCUGAAGAUUCCUUUAAAGAAAAACAUUGUUGCAGUGCAUGCAAUUAUAAUGUUUAUACAGAAAGAGAUAAAGUUCAGUACAACACCGUUUCAGUCAAGGGCUUUGUUGUUUAUGUUUU
Molecule: messenger RNA, 2912 nt
Organism: Xyrauchen texanus (razorback sucker)
Lineage: Eukaryota; Metazoa; Chordata; Actinopteri; Cypriniformes; Catostomidae
Product: peroxisomal membrane protein PEX13-like
Exons: 4
Coding region: 67-1344 (425 amino acids)
Biological process (GO): protein import into peroxisome matrix, docking
Cellular component (GO): peroxisomal membrane; peroxisomal importomer complex; peroxisome
Molecular function (GO): protein binding
Source: RefSeq, a predicted model, not a curated record